This is a messenger RNA of Drosophila ananassae, 2797 nucleotides long. Its product is annotated as T-complex protein 11-like protein 2. Gene Ontology annotation, biological process: signal transduction. The transcript is spliced from 5 exons. The record is from RefSeq and is a predicted model, not a curated record. Bases 471 to 1973 code for a protein of 500 amino acids. NCBI's taxonomy places the organism in Eukaryota, Metazoa, Arthropoda, Insecta, Diptera, Drosophilidae.
UGAAUGUGAAAGGCAGAGAGAGAAGGGUAGAAAAACAUAAAGCACAAAAAACAAACAAAGCUGGCGCUGAGCAGUCCAUUUGAAUUGUUAGAUACGAUUGCACUAUUAGGAAAUUAGUCGCCGUUGUGACAGCACCGUGUAGCAGCUCGGGCGUGCUAGAUCCAGAAGGAUUUUAUUAUUAAAUUUCAAUUUGCUCUAAAUUCGAAAGUGAUUCAGCGGGGCUCUAAUUUCCGGAAUCUUCUGUGGCCAACUGAACUGAAACUGACCCUGAGAGGUGCUUCGGCGACGACCCCGAACAAAGGAAGGCGCAGGCCCAGUGCAUCACUGGCAACAACGUAACUGCAGCAGCCGAGCAACUUAACUGGCCAGAACCAGUGCCAACCGAAUUUGGUCAGAACCAGUUAGCAACUCUCUUAUUUGCGUCGCACUUCCGCGAUUCCGCAAGCAGCCACAGACAAAGAGCUCCAAAUAUGGACGCCAAGGACAACGGAAACCAAGGCCAGAAGCAGCCGCAGGAGCCUAGCCACCUCCAGGAGGACCUCGACGAGCGUCGCAUCCGCACGGACAGCGAGAGCUCCAUCGACAGCAUGACCCGCUUCGUGCUCCCCAGCCUGGACGGGAGUCCCCCAAAGAUUGUCACCCUGGACGAGGUCUCGAGCAUGUUCAAGAACCUGCGCAACAUGGAGCUGGCCCACGAGAUAGCCCUCAACCCGGACUUCAAGUUGCAGCAGUACGAGCCCCCACUGGACAGUCUGGAGGGCCGCAUCAAGACCAUGGUCCACAAGGCGUUCUGGGACCUGCUCCGCCAGCAGCUGGAGCGCCAGCCCCCGUCCUACGACCAGGCCAUCCGUCUGCUCGCCGAGAUCAAGGAGUGCUUCCCCCAGCUACUGUCGCCAAGCAACGAACGGGCUCUGGCCCACAUCAACGAGGUGCUCGACGACGCCGUCAUCCGUCAGCAGGCGGAGCGCGGAGUCCUCGACUUCAAGUCGUACGCCAAUUUCGUGAUCAACAUUCUGGCCAAGUCCUGCUCCCCGGCCCGGGACGACGCCGUGGCCAAGCUGCGCGAGAUCGAGGAUGUGGUUGACACCUUCCGCAGCAUCCUGGAGCUGAUGACCCUCAUGAAGCUGGACAUGGCCAACUUCAUGCUGGCCCUGGCCCGCAAACAGAUCGCUGCCAACUCGGUUCAGUACGAGAAGGAGAAGUUCAGCAAGUACCUACGCGAGUUCCAUGGAAACGCUGGCUUCCCGGCCACCGAGGAUUGGCUGAAGCGCCACCGCUCCGGCGGCAACAUGGACGAGACCAUUUACAAUGCCUACAUGCAGCUACUCGACUACCCGGCCGACAAGGAGUUCCCGGAGCUGCUCCGCAUGGACAAGGAUCGCUUCGUGGGCCUCACCUGGAGGGCCCAGCGCCUGAUCCUGUGCGCCUCGCUCAUCUCGAUCGCCCAGAGCACCCCAAUCAUUUCGCAGAGACGCGAGAAUCGCAUCCAACUGGCCCAGCAGCUGGACAUCAUAGUUCAGGAUGUCAAGAAUGAAGACCAAGUUCCCACUGCCAUGGAAAGCUGCUACGAGCAAAUACGCUCCUUUGUUAACAAGGUCCUGGUGCAGGAGCAACUGCCGGCCAUGAGCGAGGCCGACCAGGAGGCGCUGAAGAGCCAUGUGCUCCGUCUGGCCAACAAGGCUUCGCCCGUGCCCAGCCUGAUGGCCAAGCGACUGGACGGCUAUGUGCGCGUGGCCUUGCGCUCCAACGGCAGCAUCCCGCCGCCGCCAGCCGGAUUCGUUGACUUCCAGGAGGAGCUGGUUGCAUUUAUCGCCUCUUUCCGGCGCCUGGUCUCCUACAAUCACGCCGUCUUCGGCGAGCACUUCCACGAGAUCCUUAGCCAGACUGUGGGCGCCGUCGAUGAGGCUUCCGAGGCAGCCGCAUCUGGCACUGGCAUCUCCGCUGCUGGGCAGGCUCAAGUGGCCAAGCCAUAGAGGGCGGAGGAGACACCCCUUCUCAGGACGUAGGAAAAAACAAAAAGAAAAGCACACAAACCCUCUAACAUACCUGUAUUACACAACCGGAACUACCGGAAUCGGAGGAUGUGAUCCAGUGUUUGGACGAGCCGGAACAAGAGUAGAACUCACUCGGAGACUCGCGUGCGAGUGCCCCUUCUCCAUAUAUGUAAUGUACACCUCCCCGAUAGCUUCAUGUGACUCUGGCGUAUACAUUCGGCCCACAUCCUUAACCACCAAACAAGAAAUGAAAAACGGAAAACAAGAAACCAAAACCUAGCCCCCGGAAUUCUCGGAGCCUCCGGAUUUUUGGAAACCGCGAGAAUCAACUUUGCCGGGGCGACUGUGAUAAAGAAUAAUCGUUUUUAUGUAUAAAGAGGUGCCCCUCGUGGGCUCCCAACUUCACUCUGACAGCUACAGAUCUUAACUAUAUACUUACCAUUGAAAUAUACGUGUACUCCUCUAGACUAACCCCACAAACCCCAUGUCUGUAACCAGGAUCUAGUUUAGUUAAAUGGUUCUAUUGAUCGACUGUGACUCGGAACUCGGAACUCGGAACAUGUGCAAGCAUAGAUGCCUAUGAGUAUCUUAGACUAUCCUUAUACAAGUGGCGUAUAUCUGCGCCGAACAAAUAAAUACAAUGAAUUUAACAAAUAGUUCAUAACCCCUAUUCCUGGGGACUCUUUCUUAUCUUUUAUUUGUGAUAGAAUUCGGUUUAUUGUUAAGUUCUUUAUUUCUUAAAAUAUACUUCAUUUUUGUCUUAAAAUUAUAAUUUAAUAAAGUAAUAAUCAUAUUACAAUAGA